Messenger RNA from Caenorhabditis remanei, 2220 nucleotides. RefSeq lists its product as uncharacterized. Gene Ontology annotation, molecular function: ATP binding; actin filament binding; microfilament motor activity. The transcript has 8 exons. Bases 1 to 2220 code for a protein of 739 amino acids. The record is from RefSeq and is a predicted model, not a curated record. NCBI's taxonomy places the organism in Eukaryota, Metazoa, Nematoda, Chromadorea, Rhabditida, Rhabditidae. Gene Ontology annotation, cellular component: myosin complex; vesicle; cytoplasm. Gene Ontology annotation, biological process: actin filament organization; vesicle transport along actin filament.
AUGGACGGAGACGCCACUCUUGGCAGAGGCCAAGUAUUCUCAGGCCAAAAUUAUAAAAAAGGAGCCCGAAUCUGGCACCGACACCCUCAUCUCGUAUGGAUCGGUGGUGUUCUCGAAGAGGAUAUCAGUUUUCAGACGAGACAAGUCAGAUUGAAGUUGGAGGAUGAUACGACAGUGGAGUACGACAUCACCUCCCUGGAGCAACUUCCAUUCCUCCGAAACCCCGCUUUCCUCGUCGGAAAAGAUGAUCUCACGUUGCUCUCGUAUCUUCACGAACCGGCGGUUCUCCACAAUCUUCAAGUCCGUUUCGUGAAUAGUCAAUCGAUAUACACUUACUGUGGAAUAGUGCUAGUCGCAAUCAAUCCAUACGCAGAUUGUUCUCAUAUCUACCGAGAGGAGAUUAUUCAAGUAUAUCAAGGCGCCGGGGGAGAGGAGGCUCAUUUCGAUAUGGGUGCAUUUGGAAAGAGUCAAUCGAUUAUUGUGAGUGGAGAAUCUGGAGCUGGAAAGACGGUUUCAGCCAAGUUUGUGAUGAGAUACCUGGCUUCGGUGGCGGCGAGUCGAUCGAGAAGUGAUCAGGGACGGACGACAAUCGAAGCGAGAGUUUUGGCUAGUAAUCCAAUUAUGGAAUCUAUUGGAAAUGUCAAGACUAUCAGAAACGACAACUCCUCACGGUUCGGAACAUUCAUCCAAAUCAAUUUCUGCGAACGUGGCCGUCGAAUCAUCGGAGCCGAAAUGAAGACGUACCUUCUGGAGAAGAGUCGUCUAGUGUUCCAAGCAGGCGGCGAGCGAAAUUAUCACGUUUUCUAUCAGAUGUGCGCCGCCCGAAAUCAUCCGGUACUCAAAGAUCUUCAUCUGGGACCCUGUGAAGCUUACGGAUACUUGACUCAAGGAGGAGACAGUCGGAUUCCUGGAGUUGACGAUCGUGCGGAUUUCGAGGAACUUCUCAAAGCUCUCCAGAUGCUCGGAUUCGACGGAAAACAGAUCUCCGAGGUGUUCCGUCUUCUAGCAGGUCUUCUACUUCUCGGCAAUGUUCACUUCGAGAAUGGAGAGUCGUCGUCGGCAGUGUCCCCUGAAUCCGCUCAGGAAAUCUCGAGAUUGUGUAGAGAGAUGUGGGAGAUUAGCGAAGGAGAUUUGAGAGUUUGGCUGACGAGACGAGAGAUUCGAGCGGUUAAUGAAGUCGUGACGAAGCCGUUGACGAAGAAUGAAGCUGUGAGAUCCAGGGAUGCUCUCACGAAGAUGUUAUACGCGCAUCUAUUUGGAUGGCUCGUUGAGAAGAUAAAUGAGGCGUUGAAUGACAAGGAAAAGGCGCCAUCGCCAAGUAAAAAGCGCUCCGAUCGCUUUAUCGGCGUCCUAGAUAUCUAUGGAUUCGAGACGUUUGAUAUCAACUCAUUCGAACAAUUCUCCAUUAAUUACGCCAACGAGAAACUUCAACAACAAUUCAAUCAACACGUAGAGAAGAAUCGGGAUUCUAUUGGAGAGAAACUUCUGGAUGUAAUGGUGGCGGCAAAUAUCCAGACGAUGAGAACUGUUAUUGGACCGGCUGCCGUGUCUUCAGGAGCCAAGUCUAUCCCAAUAACGUUCUCCUCGUCCCAAAACCCUUCCACAUCAUUCAUCAUGAUGAUCAUCAUGACAUUCUUCGUGAGUCCAGUGUGCGCAUCCGAUCCAUACGUCUACAUCAAGAAUCUCGGCGAGUUAGAAAAACUCUGUCUGAUGUUGCUCAUAUUCGGUGCUCUUGGUUGGUUAAGUUUAACUAACUACGUAUUCUGCAUCGAAGAAGAAAUCAUACCGAGAAAUCGAGCUCGUGUCCGUGGAAACGAAUCGAUUGAGAUGUCGACGAUUAGUGCAUUAUUGCUGGGAAUGAUAGUCAUUUUCGGGGCAGUCUGUGCUACUGCUGGACGAGUAGAAAUAUUCUCAAUUUCAAUUAUUCUGGUGCUUUUCUAUCUAUUCACUUUUUUGGUAUCACUCGCAAAUGAUGAAGAUCAGCACGGACUUCAACGAGAUCAUUCUGGGGUCCUAGGAAUCCUGAACACUGUUUCAAAGAAUACGAAGCCGUAUCUUCUCUCUACUGUAUUCUCAACCGCUUUACUUGCUUUCUGUUCCGAACACAUCAUCGAACCGUAUCAGUCUAUUUUCGGGGCAAUGGGCCUCAUUCUUCUCCUUUUUUCACAAAUCUUCCUUCUACAUACAGCGUACAAAUCGUCGAGAAGGGCAAUCGAUUAA